AUGUCUGCAAGAACUUUCUUUAGGAUCCCCGAGACUAUCGGAUAUGUUCUAAAGAUAUAUGAAAAGAGUUCCAAUAAAAUUUCGUUAUUUCCUGAUCCAGAUGUACGGAAAUUUCUACGAAAGACAUCGAAUGAAUAUACAUUAUAUCAACAAUCUUUAAUACUUAAUUCAAAUACUAUUGCAUUUAAUGAUUUUUCUACUAUAGUGGGUAAUAGCAUAGAACCAUUAUUUAAAAAGAGAAUAAAAUUUAAUACUAUAGAUGAUAUACCUACUCAAGAAUUAUUUAAUAUAACUCCAAAACCUAUAUCAGAUGAAGAAGAUUCAAUUACUUCACUUUAUUCAAAAACUACUAGUAAAACUUCAAACUUUUUUGCUAGAAUAGUAUCUACAUUUGCAUCUGCAACUUCACCUCAAAGUGAAGUUCCAAAAGUUCCAUCCAUAGAAAAUGCAUUUAAAUGGUAUAUAAAAUUAUUGAAUAAUACUCCUAUAGUAUUAAUAUUAAGUCUGAAAAAUCGAUUAUUUUCAAGUAGUUCAUUAUCCCAAAUUGAUAAACCAUUAAUAGAUUUAAGAAGAAAAAUCCUUGAAAUAAGUAAUAAAUUAGAAACUAAAUCUUUUAGAUCAUAUCAUUUAACAAGUUUGGAAUUAUUAGAUAUAUUCCAAUUAGCCAUUAAAUUUCAAAAUAAAUUUUAUAAACAAAACAUAUCUGAGUUUAUGAAGAUCCUUUCUCAAAUAAAUUGGCAAGAAGAUAUACCUGAUGAUGCAUUAAGUAAUCAUAUAAAAUCUCAAGAACGAUAUAAAAUUAUUGAUAAAUCAUUUAAAAAGGUAGAUGAAACACAAUUUAAUUCUUUUCUAACUUAUGAUAGAUUUGUAGCCAUUAAUGAUUUAUUAGAUGAUAGAGAAGUAUCAGAUGUAUUUCUUUAUGAUCUUAUAUAUUCUAUGAAUUAUCUUCUAUGUGUGGAAGAAGCAGCUAUUAAUCAAAAUUAUAAAGAGAUUUUAGAUGCCAUUAAAUCUUCUGAAUUUGAAAUAAUUGCCGUUAGAUUAUCGUUAGAUAAUCAGGAAAUUAUUAAAGCAAUAAGUGAUUCAAGUCAUAAAAGUGAUGAAUCAUCUGGACCAAUGAAUUAUAAUGCAUUAUUAGAAAAAGCAAAAGAUGCACGUCAAGAAAGUAGUAAUAUAGACAAGCUUUUAAAGGCUUUAGCAAGACAAAAUCUUAUCAGGGUAGAGGAGGGAUGUCAUAAAAACUGUAUAUAUUUACUUCCACCUCUUAAAAAGUAG
Molecule: messenger RNA, 1272 nt
Organism: Scheffersomyces amazonensis
Lineage: Eukaryota; Fungi; Ascomycota; Pichiomycetes; Serinales; Debaryomycetaceae
Exons: 1
Coding region: 1-1272 (423 amino acids)
Source: RefSeq, a predicted model, not a curated record